Prorocentrum cordatum is the source of this 815-nucleotide messenger RNA. NCBI's taxonomy places the organism in Eukaryota, Dinophyceae, Prorocentrales, Prorocentraceae. The record is from the annotation of a GenBank genome assembly.
AUGGACUGGAGGCGCCAGGCGUGUAUGUGCCACGGUGGUCCCAGGGACCACGGCGAUCGCGUGCUGGUGCGGGACGACGAGGAUUUCGAUAUCGAGCGUACCAUUUUUCAUACGGUGCAGGACGCUGCGAUGAGGAGAGGAAUCAGGCGGAGAUUUGGCGUCACACUGCAUUGGGACGACCGCAUCGUAGAGGAGCUUUCGCAGCUCUGCGGCACCCUUCCCGCGACGGUUCCAGUCGACGAUGGCAUACGCGCGUUCAUGGCCGACGAGUGCGACUUCAAGCUGGAGCACGCUGACGGCUCUUUCAUGGACCACCUAGUCUUUUGCCACGACUACUGCGCCCUCCAUUACAAGGCCGGGUCUCCCAGAGUCCUCCUGCUCCAUAGCGCCCUUGGGGCGACGACGAAUCUCCUGCCCGUGCACAAGUCGAAGGUGCCUCGGCUUGCCGAGCUGCUGAGUCCGCUUGAGAUGCAGCACGUGGAGGCCUUUCCCGCCAUGCAGCGGCUGCUGAACAACUUCUUUCUUUUGGAUGCCCUCGAGAGAAACGUGAGCAGGCUCCGCUAUCUCGAGGGCAUCACCUUCCGCCGUGUCGUGGACAACGUGGCGAUGCGGCUCGACGCGGAGCAGCUCUGGACCCAUCUGAACUACCAGCUCAUUCACGCGCUAGACUUCCUGCCUGCGCGGGACUGGGCCGGACAGGCGUCGGCACCGUCCUUCCAGGGCGAGCGCAUCUCGCUCGACACGGUCGCGCGGUGGGCGGCGGCGGAUCCGCAGCGGGCGGCGCGGCGGGAGCACCUCCGCGAGUACACCCAGAG